Diaporthe citri is the source of this 231-nucleotide messenger RNA. RefSeq lists its product as uncharacterized. Bases 1 to 231 code for a protein of 76 amino acids. The transcript has 2 exons. NCBI's taxonomy places the organism in Eukaryota, Fungi, Ascomycota, Sordariomycetes, Diaporthales, Diaporthaceae. The record is from RefSeq and is a predicted model, not a curated record.
AUGCCCUACACCUACACCAUAUCCUCUGCUUUGGUGUCCGCUGUCCAGGGCUCCUCCAGUGACCACGCCAGCACCACCACCCAGCAAGGCUCGACUGGCAGACGAACCCCUCCUCAGGGUCAUUCACAGCGUCAGCCCCCACGCAGGGCUGAAUACCGUGAUGAGAAGAGAGAAGAUCGCAUGAAGCACGACCUUCUUGGCUUUGGGUCCCAGUUCGAAACCAAGCAGUAA